CCUCGCGCUGUGCCAGCUGUCCUCGCACACACCGCAACCACCGCAACCCGGGAACGAGGGCCAAGAAGAAGGGAAGGAAAUAAACGGAGUUUGGCUGGCAACAUGGGGUCCAUGCGAAUUCUCAUUAAGGGAGGCAAAGUGGUCAAUGAUGACUUCACCCAUGAAGCAGAUGUUUACAUCGAGAAUGGCAUCAUUCAGCAGGUCGGGAAGGAGCUGAUGAUUCCGGGUGGAGCGAAGGUGAUCGACGCCUCCGGAAAGCUGGUGUUGCCCGGAGGAAUCGACACGUCUGUGCAUCUGCAGCAGACUUUCAUGAACGCCACCAUCCAGGAUGACUUCUACAGCGGAACCAAGGCAGCUCUGAUGGGCGGUACCACCAUGGUGAUGGCCCUGAUCCUGCCCGAGCAACACUGCUCCCUGGUGGAUGCCUACGAGAACUGCCGAGCUCUCGCUGAUGCAAAGGCGUGCUGCGACUAUGCUCUGCACGUCGGCGUGACCUGGUGGGGACCCAAGGUGCGGAAUGAGAUGGAGACCCUGGUAAGGGAACAUGGGGUGAACUCCUUCCAGAUGUUCAUGGCCUACAAGGACAUGAUGAUGCUGCGGGACUCUGAGCUGUACCAGGCUCUGCAGACCUGCAAGGACAUUGGAGCCAUCGCACGUGUCCACGCCGAGAACGGGGAGUUGGUGGCGGAGGGUGCUAAAGAGGCUCUGGACUUGGGUAUCAGUGGACCUGAAGGCAUUGAGGUCAGCCGUCCAGAAGAGCUGGAGUCAGAGGCUACACACAGAGCUGUCACCAUCGCCAACAGGGCGCACUGCCCCAUCUAUCUGGUGAAUGUGUCCAGUAUGGCUGCUGGAGAUAUGAUUGCUGCUGCCAAGAUGCAGGGUAAGGUGGUGCACGCAGAGACCACAGUCGCUCACGCAGUGUUAAACGGCAUGCAGUACUACCACCAGGACUGGGCUCACGCUGCCGCCCACGUCAUCGUCCCUCCUCUCCGCCUUGACCCCAACACCCCCGGCUACCUUAUGGGACUGUUGGGCAAUGACACUUUGAGCGUAGUGGCAUCCGAGCACCGUCCGUUUAGCACCAAGCAGAGGGCCUUGGGCAAGGAGGACUUCACCAAGAUCCCCCAUGGGGUCCCUGGAGUCCAAGAUAGGAUGAGCGUCAUCUGGGAGCGGGGGGUGGUUACAGGAAAGAUGGACGAGAAUCGCUUCGUGGCUGUGACAAGCGCUAACGCAGCAAAGAUCUACAACCUCUACCCACGCAAGGGUCGCAUCAUCCCCGGAGCAGACGCCGAUGUGGUCGUGUGGGAUCCAGACGCAACUAGGACCAUUUCUGUCGGCACGCAGGUGCAAGGAGGAGACUUCAACUUGUACGAGGGCAUGCGCUGCCACGGUGUUCCUCUGGUCACCAUCAGCCGAGGACGCUUGGUCUGCGAGAACGCGACAUUCAUGUGCGCCGAGGGCUCCGGAAAAUUCUACCCGCAGCGCACCUUCCCUGAUUACCUGUACAAGAAGAUGGUGCAGAGAGAAAAAGCUCAGGCGUACAAAGGGGUUGACAGGGAUCCCUACUCUGGUGAUGUAGUCAAAGUUACCAACGCCAUGAAGAAGGAGCUUGGUUUGAGCCCCAUUGAUGGAGACGCCUCUAACAAAGGCGUUGUAAGGGUGCAACAGGGGGUUCGAGACCUCCAUGAGAGCUCUUUUAGCCUCUCGGGGUCUCAGGUUGACGACCACAUCCCCAAGAGGUCCUCCGCUCGGAUCCUGGCCCCUCCAGGUGGCCGCUCCAGUGGAAUCUGGUAAACUGGCCCCCUGAAAUCAACCGUCCAAGCCUCCUUGUUUUGUAUAUUUCUGAACAACCGAGAAAACUGCACUGAUUUUAAAAAACAACUUUAACGGUAAAAGGGAAAUUGUUCUGUGAUUGGCAAAGACCGACCCAUCUGAUCAGUUAGCCAAAAUAUUUUUUACAAAUCUAGUUACAGUCUUCAUUCUGAAUUGAUCAAAUACACCAGACUGACAUUGCUAUGUCUAAAUUUAUUUCCCAAAUUUGGGCCGAACACGACUUACCGAUUAUUCAUUGUGAUGCUUGUCAGACAAAACAGGAAAUAAGACUGAAUGCUUGAAAAACAGUUGUUGUUUUUUAUUUUCAACUAUUUGAAGUGAUGUCGACUUAAAUAUAUAAAGCUAGUAGAACUGGAUUCAGUGAAACAUCCUCAUCACACACCAACAUUGACAUAGAAUAGAUAAAGUCACACAAGAUGUUACACAAGAUGAGUGAAGAAUUCCGUUGAUUCUAAAACCACCUACUGUGCUUAAUUCCUUGGCUGUUCCUCUGUUUUUCUGACGGAGGGACGGCGAUGUGUGGUGAUGACAUCCAACUGUUCAACAUACUGCGUCAUCUUUGCUGCUUCACUCUGUGAACAGUCCGACUGCCUCUUAGUGAGGAACCCACACCUCGCGAAUAUCCCAGUGUAUUCCCUAAAAGAAGAUAAUAGUAGAAUAGAUAGCAAUAUUCCAAAUUACACAUAAUUGGACUGAUACACAACGCAAGUCGGGAGUUGUUAGGACGUUCUCUCGGGGGAGAAAAAAAACUGUACUUAUGCCUCUAGGACUAGGUUAUAAUGUGGGGGGGGGGGGGGAGGCCAGCUAUUUCAAUAGCCAGAAGGUCAUUGGUUGUAAGUUGAGAAACUACACUAUGGUUCACGUCACUAAAUCACAUAAGAGGAGGCUCCACAGAGCAGGAAGAUUGAGCUGCACAUGAUUCUAAAGCACAGAUCCUUUCACCUUUUAAGCGUGUCAUUCCUUUCCAGCCGUGUUGUUUAUUCAUGAGCACAUUUUCUGUCUGUACUGUACAUUUAGAAUGCUUUCUUUUAGAUAAAAGAAUAUGUUGCCAACGUGAGUGAGUCACCCCUAUUAUUGUGCACACCAUGCAUGAAGAGAACCAGAUAGACAGAUGGCCACAGGUUCACAAGUGGUGCUUUUUCCUCUCCUUUUUUUUUUUUUUUUUUACAAUGGUAUAAAGAAUGUUAAUUUUAUUCUUGAAUGACUGUCGUGUAGAAGGCACUGUAAAUUGUCAGUGAGUGUGCGUUGUCGAGUUAGUGAAUUGUUUUGUUGGAAAGUGAACCUGUUGUGUUGAUAUAUGUACCGU
Messenger RNA from Syngnathoides biaculeatus (alligator pipefish), 3139 nucleotides. RefSeq names its product dihydropyrimidinase-related protein 5-like. Gene Ontology annotation, molecular function: hydrolase activity, acting on carbon-nitrogen (but not peptide) bonds, in cyclic amides. Gene Ontology annotation, cellular component: cytosol; cytoplasm. The transcript is spliced from 14 exons. Bases 103 to 1794 code for a protein of 563 amino acids. Lineage: Eukaryota; Metazoa; Chordata; Actinopteri; Syngnathiformes; Syngnathidae. The record is from RefSeq and is a predicted model, not a curated record.